GAUGGUCAUCGCUGUCAAAUAGGAAAAUCGUGUGUGUGUUGUUUUCGUGUAACGAUGUGAUGAUUAUUGAUCUACUUUUUGUCUAAUUUAACCGGUGGAAAUAGAAAUGAAAAAGCCCCUACUUUCUAACACAAAGUAUGAAAAGGUUCCUUACGAUGAAGACUUAUUUAUAUGCAGGACUGACAAAGACAGUGCUGGAUUAUGGUUGACAGCUAGUGAAGCAAGUAGUUUAGGUUAUGAAGAAGUCGCUGAGAGAUUACGAGUAGAUAUUAGAAAAGGUUUAGGUUGGCAAGAAGCAAACGAUAGGAGAACAGUAUCGGGGUACAAUGAAUUUUCUGUAAAAAACGGUGACCCACCAUGGAAGAAGUACUUAGAACAAUUCAAGAACCCCCUGAUCUUACUGCUGCUGGGUUCGGCGGUAGUGUCAGCGUGCAUGAGUCAAUUCGACGAUGCGAUCAGUAUUACAGUAGCCAUAGUCAUAGUAGUAACCGUAGCCUUUGUCCAAGAAUAUCGAUCUGAAAAGUCGUUACAGGAAUUGACGAAAUUAGUUCCACCAUCAUGUCAUUGUCUAAGGGAAGGAACUCCAGACACAUUUCUAGCAAGAGAGUUGGUUCCUGGAGACGUGGUACUCCUUAACAUCGGGGAUCGGAUACCAGCUGACGUACGUCUUUUCGAAGCUCAUGAUCUCACGUUAGACGAAAGCUCCUUCACAGGUGAAACGGAACCGGCAAAAAAGAACACGGAUUCAGUCAUCAGACCAAAUGGAGCGCAUUCGUCGAACACCAAUAUUGCAUUUAUGGGUACUUUGGUUAGAAACGGCACGGGAAAGGGCGUAGUUGUAAGUACAGGAACCAACAGCGAGUUUGGUUCAGUGUUCAAAAUGAUGUUAGAAGAAGAAGCUCCCAAAACACCUCUACAAAAAUCCAUGGACAAAUUAGGCACACAAUUAUCGAUCUAUUCAUUUGCUAUCAUCGGUUUUAUUAUGCUCGUGGGUUGGAUCCAAGGAAAACUCAUCAUGGAGAUGUUCCAGAUCGGAGUUAGUUUAGCUGUAGCCGCUAUUCCUGAAGGUUUACCUAUUGUAGUAACAGUAACCUUAGCCUUAGGUGUCAUGCGAAUGGCGAAGAGGAAAGCGAUCGUAAAGAAGUUACCUACGGUCGAAACGUUGGGGUGCGUGAACGUCAUUUGUUCGGAUAAGACCGGUACGAUUACGAGAAAUGAAAUGACAGCUACUGUACUCGUAACUUCCGACGGGUACAUCGCUGAGAUUACAGGCGCAGGAUACAAUGAUCACGGGCAGAUUUUAUUACAUACCAAGUAUGAUUUUCCUGAUAAGGCUAGAGAAAGUAUAAGGCAGUUGCUAGAGGUAGGAGCAGUUUGCAACAACGCGAUUAUAAAAGAUGAGACAUUACUUGGAACGCCUACAGAGGGCGCUCUUCUAGCCGCAGCCAUGAAACACGGUAUGGAUAAUAUAGGCAAUCGGUAUAUCAGACUUAAGGAAUAUCCAUUCAGUUCAGAGCAGAAAAUGAUGGCCGUUCAAUGCAUUAACAAAUACGAUAAUAAUAAAGAAGAAAUAUUCUUCGUGAAAGGUGCUAUAGAGAAAAUCCUACCGAAAUGCACAACUUAUAAUCGUAAUGGAUCACCACAGCCAAUAAAUGAUCAAAAGAAGGAAGAAUUUAUAGCCGAAGCACACGAAAUCGGCAAAAAAGGCUUACGGGUUAUUACCAUGGCGAAAGGUACUACUUUGCAAGAACUAACCUAUAUGGGAACCAUUGGAAUCUGUGAUCCCCCUAGACCAAGAGUUAGAGAAGCAAUUUCUAUUCUAAAAGAAUCCGGAGUACAAGUCAAAAUGGUAACAGGAGAUGCAGUGGACACUGCAGUUGCUAUUGCGCAAUCAAUCGGUUUGGAAACUCUUCCAUCCCAAGUUUUAUCUGGGGAACAACUAGACACUUUUACCGAAAACGAAUUGGAUGAAGCAACUCCCAGAGCUACGGUAUUUUACAGGGUGUCUCCCAAAAACAAAUUGUCCAUAGUAAAAUCAUUACAAAGGACCGGCCACAUCGUUGGUAUGACCGGUGACGGUGUAAAUGACGGAGUUGCUUUGAAAAAGGCAGACAUCGGUAUAGCGAUGGGUAAGAAUGGAACGGAUGUGUGUAAGGAAGCUGCGGAUAUGAUCCUUGUGGAUGAUGAUUUCUACACAAUUAUAGCUGCCAUAGAAGAAGGAAAAAGUAUUUUCUAUAAUAUUAGGAAUUUUGUUACUUUCCAGUUGUCAACGUCAAUAGCCGCACUUUCUUUAAUAGCUUUAUCAACAAUAUUAGAUAUUCCAAAUCCACUGAAUGCUAUGCAAAUUUUGUGGAUAAAUAUUAUUAUGGACGGACCUCCAGCACAAAGUUUAGGAGUAGAACCAGUUGAGGAGGACGUCGUUAAACAAAAAGCUCGGGACACCAAAGAGCCUAUGAUAACAAAGAAACUAAUUUUAAAUGUUUUGCUAUCAGCUUUCUUUAUUAUUGGUGGUACCCUCUGGGUUUUUCAAAAGGAGCUAAGCUCCGAAGGUAUAACUGCUAGAGAUACGACGAUGACAUUCACUUGUUUCGUCUUCUUUGACAUGUGGAACGCCCUCUCUUGCCGAUCACAAACUAAGAGCGUAUUUACCAUCGGUUUGUUUUCAAACAAAAUGUUCCUGAUCGCUGUUACACUGUCAGUGUUAGGACAAAUGUUGGUGGUGUAUCUGCCGCCGCUACAGACGAUUUUCCAAACGGAAUCGUUGACUGCUUGGGAUAUAGCAAUGUUAACAGCGCUCACGUCAUCAGUGUGGAUAUUCUCCGAAUUUAAGAAACUCCUGGAAAGGUACAUGGAGAGGCGAACUAAGGGAAAAAGAUCUCCUUUAGAAUACGUAUGACAAAAGAGGGGGUCCGGGACGAAUUCCCGCUGCAAUUAGCUGCUCCUUCUCCUGUGCCCCCACCCCAAUUAUUCGGCCCCAUAUCCUUAGAAUGUGCAAACCCUUUUCUUUAUAGCUCCCGUCGGCAUUCGCGUGCUGAAUACGAUUGAAUAAAUUUACACGAUUUUACAGUUUUUCUUUUGUAAUAACUGUUUUUAGUCCCGAGGGUAUCUGUAUUCGAGGAUUAAUUUAAGGUUGUUUUAAAGGGAUAGGUUUGAAGUGGCAUAUGUCGAUAAAAAAUAUGUGAUGCAUUUACUACCAGUGAUUGAACUUAAUUGAUUUAAGUUUUAAAAAACUUUAUUGAACAAAAUACGUAAUUCAUAACGUUAGUGCCCUUAAUAAUCCCUUUUUUUAAUUAUACAGGGUAGAUCAAUUAUGCGAUACAGUAACUUCUUGAAUAGUCUGCAUUGUAUUUUGUAAAUGAAUUUUCAGUUCUUCCUCUCGUUAAGAGUUUUUCGUGAUAAAUUCCAAAGGUCUAAGUUUAAUGGUUAGCAAACACAUCAAGCGCCGCUUUGUUGUAAUCGCCAAGAUAUGUUAUAAAAUUUUUAAACGCCGCAAGAAACUCGGAUGUAUAUAUCUACUGCCCGGAAUAUUGCAGCUUUUCUAUUCGAUAAAUUUAUUUUUCCAGCUCAGAGCUUCAUGAUUAUCUCUUGAACUUCUUCAUACUUGAAUUUUAAUUUGGCACAAGCAAUUGUUUUAUUACAAAGACAAAAUUUCAUUUGUCAAUAUAAAUAUAAUAGUGGCCCAGAAGCAAAAAUAGCGACGGGAUUGUCGA
Molecule: messenger RNA, 3710 nt
Organism: Diabrotica balteata
Lineage: Eukaryota; Metazoa; Arthropoda; Insecta; Coleoptera; Chrysomelidae
Source: the annotation of a GenBank genome assembly